This is a messenger RNA of Cinara cedri, 413 nucleotides long. The record is from the annotation of a GenBank genome assembly. NCBI's taxonomy places the organism in Eukaryota, Metazoa, Arthropoda, Insecta, Hemiptera, Aphididae.
AUGGAUUAUUUAAGGUUUUUAUCUAAUACUUCUGGCCCGGUAGGAAUUGACACUAUAUCAAUUGCAUUGUCUGAAAAUGUUGGUAAUAUAGAAGAAACAGUGGAACCUUACUUAAUCAAAAUUAAUUUUGUACAGCGUACACUAAGGGGACGUAUUCUCACUUAUCAAGCAAAUAAAUAUUUGCAGUCAUCCUGUAGUUAAAAUAAAUUUUUAUUUCACGAAUGAGAGGUACAAUGUUGUCGAGGAAUUUUUAUGAACCCCAACUUUAAUUAUAGCUGGAGAAUUAUUAGGAAAGACUCUAAAAUUCUCUAACUUUAGCGGAAUAAUAACUGAAGUUGAAGCUUAUAUCUGCAGAGAUGACCCAGCUUGCCACGCAGCUAAAGGUUAUACUAAGCGUACCUCAGUUAUGUUUG